GUGGAAGAGAUAAGAGUUUCAGUGUGGUGUAGUGGAGGAGAGUGUAGGAGGUGUACUGGGCAACAUGGAGGAUAACACCAGUAAUCUCUCCGCAGCUAGCCGGCUCCUGCGGCGCAAGAUACCUCAGAGUGGACACCUCAUGCUGCCCAAGCGAAUGUGGAUGCAGACCGUCCCCACACAGGAUUGUGAGGUGGUGGUGGUGAUGGCUGGGGGCACGAGGGAGACCACGCUACAGUGGCUGCUCCUGAGGCUAAAGACCCGCCUGCCGGAGCUGACGGUGUGCGUCAAGAACCACGCCGCCACCAACUCCUACGCCCUCUACCUCUCCGCCUCCUACGACGGGUUGAUCAAAGGAGGAGAAGAAAUGCGACUGGUGAAAAGGAUGAAGACUGAAUAUGGCGGCGGCCUGAGGGAACUGUCACACACAGAGCUGGGCAUCUUCCAGGGAGUGGAGGACGGGGCGACGUUCUUCACCACGCUGGAGCGACAGAGUAUCGUCCUGCACAUCCUCAACUCCCUGAGGGCGACCCAGGGAGAGGCUGUGGAGGGAACCACCUUCAGGGAGGGCCAGGCCAUCAUUCCCAAAUUCCAAUCCGAUGGUAUAAUCCACGGUAUUCUUCCCCUACACCACUACAAGAUGCUGGAGAACCUUAGAUCCAGCUGGGUGCAGACCUUCUUCAGGUACCAGCCCAUAGAGGAGAUCCAGGAGUACUUUGGCUCCAAGAUCGCCAUCUACUUCGCGUGGCUGGGACACUACACCACCGCCCUCACUAUCCCUGCCGUCAUCGGCCUCAUCUUCUGGGUGUUCCUGUGGGGGCGGGACCAGGCGCUGGAGGACAAGGGGUUCGUGCUCUUCGCCUUCCUGAACGUGGUGUGGGCGUCCAUGUGGCUGGAGGGGUGGAAGAGGCACAGCGCCGUCCUGGCCUACAACUGGGGCACUCUGGACUCUCACGUGGAGGUCUUCUCGGAGCCCAGGCCGCACUUCAGGGGGGAGCUACGGGUGAGCAGCGUGACGGGCCGCCUGGAGCCCGAGUACCCGGCCUGGCGACGGAACCUCAUCCGCUACCUGGUCACCCUUCCCCUCAUCCUGGGCUGCCUGCUCGUCGUCUUCGCCGUCAUGCUCCUCCUCCUCCAGCUCCAGGACCUGUGUGACGCCUUCAUCUCCGCGCACCAGUACACCUUCUACCUCUCCUACGCCCCCAAGAUCCUUAUGGCUCUCACCAUCUCCGCUUUUGACGAGGGCUACACCAAGGUGGCUAUCUGCCUCAAUGAUAUGGAGAAUUACCGGACUGAGGAGACGUACCAGAACCACCUGAUCAUCAAGCUGUCUGUGUUCCGCUUCGUCAACUCCUUCCUGUCGCUCUUCUACAUCGCCUUCUACCUCCAGGACAUGGAACGUCUCAAGGAGCAACUGGCGGCGCUGUUGCUGACGCGGCAGGUGGUGGGGAACAUCAAGGAGUCCUGCAUCCCCUACCUGCUCGAGCAGUUCAAGUUGGCUAAGCUCAGUUUCGACUUGUACGGCGCCCUCUCCCCCUCGGAGGAGAUCAAGCACCAGGACUGGCCACAGGAGAACCCGCCCCAACCUGCAGGAGAAACACAGAUACCGGAGGAGGGAGGGAUCCCCUUGUGCCCCAGCAGCGCCAACAGCAGCAGAGACUCGCCGGCGCCAGGUGGAGAUGCAGCGGGAAGCGGCGACCCUUUCCUCUCCCGCGGAGGCAGUAAGAACCGCAUCGUCAGCCAGGCAGAAGUGGAGUGUAACAUGUCCAGAUACGAGGGGACCUUUGAGGACUACCUGGAGAUGUUCAUUCAGUUCGGCUACGUCACCCUCUUCUCUUCGGCCUUCCCGCUCGCCGCCAUGUGCGCCUUCCUCAACAACCUCAUCGAGAUCCGGUCCGACGCCUUCAAGCUCUGUUGCGUCUUCCAAAGACCCUUCGGCAACCGUGCCCAGAGCAUCGGUGUGUGGCAGGACGCCAUGGAGCUGAUGGGCGUGCUGGGGAUCAUGGUCAACUGCAUGCUGAUAGGUCUGUCGGGCCAGGUGCACCGCAUGUUUCCAGAGAUGUCCACCGCACACACUGUUCUGCUCAUCAUUGUCCUUGAGCACGCCAUGAUUGCGCUCAAGUACGGCAUCAGCUACGCUAUCCCGGACAUCCCUGAGUGGAUCGCUACGGAGAUGGCCAAGGUAGAGUUCCAGCGGCGGGAAGCUCUGCGUCGUUUCUCCACCUCCAACUCGCCCCCUACUCGCGAGGACUCCCAACCUUCUUCCCCUAGGCGGAGGUCCUUCAGAACAUCGCCUACCAGUACCAUAGACGAAGAUGAGGUCCUUUCUCCGGCCGAGUCCAGCAGUCAGAGAGGGAGUCUCAGCGAAGGGACGGUUGAGAUGGGGGAGUACGACGAGAAGAGGGACGAGAUGAGGUACCGUGAGCUGGAGGAAGCGAGAAUACGACCCAUCGUACGUCUGGGACGCAGCAUCUCUGCUUGCGAACGAGUCCACCACCGUGUUCCGCGCAUCGCCAGAAUAGUGAAUCAAGCGAGUAAUGAGUCUAACGAUUCUGAAGAUGAUUUAGUGACGAAGCAGUUUGAUAGCCUGCCAAUGCUUUCAGCUCCAGCAACUAUUGAUAAAAAGAACAGAUUAUUUCGGUUUUCACCUGAGAGUGAAAGUGUUAUUGCACAGAUGAAGACCAGGUCACGACUCCUGGAGAAGCCAGACCACACUCACGGAGGCCAAUAUGCUCAAAUUACAAGGUCAGUGGAGUGCGUGUCGGAUCCCUCGGGGCACGGACGCUACACUGAUGACUCCACAGGACACAUCAGUGAGGAGGGCACCCCUGAGAACAGCACGUCCAGUCGGACACCCACACCUCCCAUCGAAGAACCCAAGCGACCAACCCACGCCCCUCCAACUCCUCAGGCAGAGCUCCCGCCGCCUAAACCUGUUGCCGAGGAGCCCAAGGAACCAUUGGUUCGAAGGAAACCGCCCAUGAAAUUCUUGAAGCGUGCGCAGAGUUUGUCGUACGUUUUUAAACGCAGCACAAAACCAGAGAAGAAGAAGAGAGUUGUCCGUGACGACUAUGCGGCGCUGAUGGGAUCAAGAGAAAUCCAAGGAGAGAUGGCACUGGUGCCCCUGGAGAAGCUGGUGUCUAUUGACGACAUCCAGAUGCAGCCCUCGCUCUCAUCCUACAAUGUUUACGGGGAAUAGCCCGGCCUCGACCAUCACCGUAACUUACCUCUAGGGUUAAUCUCAAUUAUAAGCCUAAGUGUAUGUGCUAGGCCUGCCUGGCUCGCUAGUGCACGCUCAGAGUACAUGGGGAAACAGAUAACAAAGACCUAUUGGUCCAAUGGAAAGAGAGAAAGGGCAAGAGAAAGUGUAUGUGUGAGUGUGUGUGUGUGUGUGUGUGUGUGUGUGUGUGUGUGUGUGUGUGUGUGUGUGUGUGUGUGUGUGUGUGUGUGUGUGUGUGUUUGUGUGUGUGUAAGCGUUAUCCUGUCUGACAUAAGAGUGCAGUACACAUCCUGUGCUGCGCACGUACUUCUUGUAAUUGAUAUUCAUGUCUAAAUCUUAGAUGGAAAAGUAGAGUAAUCAAGAGAUAGAUACCGUUUUCUAUGUUAUGGAUAGAUAAUGCCUCUCAGAUUACUUGAGCUUGUAACACGAGUAAAUGUGAGUGUGCGUGCCAUUAAAUGUGUGUGUGCGUGUGUGUACGUGGAUGAUGUGACAUGUACGCACCACACAGUGCCUGUGUAUCUGUCGCCUCUGUUGUUGCCUUAAAUAGUUCUGUUGCUCUUUAACAUUAGUAGUGUACAGAUCAUUGUUUAGGUGUGGGGUCGUGAAUAUACAUGACGUGUGUGUGUGUGUGUGUGUGUGUGUGUGUGUGUGUGUGUGUGUGUGUGUGUGUGUGUGUGUGUUUGUGUGUGUCUGUGUGUGUGUGUGUGUGUGUGUGUGUGUAACCAUGGCUGUCUCCGUAUGCAUGGGUAAGCUUCAAUAGCUUGCUAAAGCUUGUAUAUGUUUCUAAUAUUCCAUGUAUGGUUUGGAGUAGGGUGCAAGACCAUGUGUACAUAUUGAACACAAAUAUAUAUAUAUAUAUAUGAUGAUAACACCAAUAAUAUAUGUGCUCGUCGAUCUUCGCUAACACUUCCGUCAUCUCCGGCGAUCUUCGCUAACACUUCCGUCAUCUUCGGCGAUCUUUGCUAACACUUCCGUCAUCUUCGGCGAUCUUUGCUAACACUUCCGUCAUCUUCGGCGAUCUUCGCUAACACUUCCGUCAUCUUCGGCGAUCUUCGCUAACACUUUCGUCAUCUCCGGCGAUCUUCGCUAACACUUCCGUCAUCUCCGUCGUUCUUUGUUAACACUUCCGUCAUCUCCGUCGAUCUUCGCUAACACUUCCGUCAUCUCCGUCGAUCUUCGCUAACACUUCCGUCAUCUCCGUCGAUCUUCGCUAACACUUCCGUCAUCUUCGGCGAUCUUUGCUAACACUUCCGUCAUCUUCGGCGAUCUUCGCUAACACUUUCAUCAUCUUCGGCGAUCUUCGCUAACACUUCCGUCAUCUCCGUCGAUCUUCGCUAAUACUUCCGUCAUCUCCUUCAAUCUUCGCUAACACUUCCGUCAUCUCCUUCGAUCUUCGCUAACACUUCCGUCAUCUCCUUCGAUCUUCGCUAACACUUCCGUCAUCUCCUUCGAUCUUCGCUAACACUUCCGUCAUCUCCAUCGAUCUUCGCUAACACUUCCAUCAUCUCCGUCGAUCUUCGCUAACACUUUCGUCAUCUUCGUCGAUCUUCGCUAACACUUCCGUCAUCUUCGUCGAUCUUCGCUAACACUUCCAUCAUCUCCAUCGAUCUUCGCUAACACUUUCGUCAUCUUCGUCGAUCUUCGCUAACACUUUCGUCAUCUUCGUCGAUCUUCGCUAACACUUCCGUCACCUCCGUCGAUCUUCACUAACAUUUUUGUCAUCUUCUUGAAUCUUCACUAACAUUUCUGUCAUGUGUCCAGCACAUGACUCAGCCAAGGUCUACACAAUAAACUAAGUACUCUACACGCUCUGUUUUCUACGAGCUUCUCCUGACUGUGGUGAGAGGGGUCCCACAUGUAUACACGAUGCUGUUGAUGACGGGCAAGUUUAGGCUUUUCAAGCGACUCAAAAAUGCAAGUUGGGAUGAUGGCAUUUACCUCUUCAUUAACCUUUCAUAUUUUUCACGUGUAAUAUGUUUUUAGGGCGACCAAAAAAAAAGGAAAAAAAAAAAGGUGCAACUUACGUUUAUAAAAAACGAAAACCUCCCCAAAAACACUAUGCCGAGUGUAAAAUAAAAGGUGUGUACAAAUUGUUUUUUAAUAGACAUUUACACUCACGGUAAAUGGAGGCACUGAGGUGCUGCCUCUUGCCGGCACCUACGCUGCCAUCUAAGCUCCCUCAAGUGCAGAACAAUGUUUCUAUUAGUUUAAAAUUAUUUAUUUACCUUCAAAGAAAUCUAAUGUUGUACGCAAAUCAAUGGAAAUUGUUGACUGAAAACCUAAUACAAAAUAGAAAAGUAAA
Procambarus clarkii (red swamp crayfish) is the source of this 5519-nucleotide messenger RNA. NCBI's taxonomy places the organism in Eukaryota, Metazoa, Arthropoda, Malacostraca, Decapoda, Cambaridae. The record is from RefSeq and is a predicted model, not a curated record.